CCAGGCGGAAUUGUCACCCGAAAGUUCGAGCAGCAAUGAGGAGCCGGCUCUGUUGACGCUCACUGAGAUGUGGGACUUCUCGACCGAAGCUGAGGAUGAGGACUUGAAGAAUGCCAAACAGGCAGACCUUUUGACCAAGAUGGAGCAGAACCUUUUGGCGCACCAGUCCGGCAAUUGCAAGCCAUGUUCAUAUUUUUAUUUCAAAGAGGACGGGUGCCGCAAUGGUGACAAUUGUGACUUUUGCCACUUCUGUUCCCCGCAAGCGGUGAAAGACUGUAAGCGCGCCUUUAAGCGCGACGCUCGCCGAGAGAAGCGAGCGCAAGCAGCAGCAGGCUUGCGCAAGGCUGAUGGCGUUGGACCCCCCUAUCGUCAUCGCGUGCGUGGCCGCCAACAGACUGCGUCUACAAACUGAAAGCAUCGCUCAUCGAGUUUCAAGAUGUGACUCAUCAAGGUUUCGAGAUGUUUG
Cladocopium goreaui is the source of this 466-nucleotide messenger RNA. NCBI's taxonomy places the organism in Eukaryota, Dinophyceae, Suessiales, Symbiodiniaceae. The record is from the annotation of a GenBank genome assembly.